AGAUUAGGAGAUGUUGAGAGAGAUAUUAAGCAUUGAUUCAUAGAGGAGGCUUAAUAAGACGGCCUUGGGUUGUGUCGUCGGCUCUCACAUCUCGUGUCAGUUUGGCUUCUGAACUGAACUAACGCUAACCACUUGAUAUUUCUUUGAGAAGUAUAUUCUUAAUUGAUCUUCAGAACAUGAUCAUACUUAACUGCUCGUUGCCGUGCCCGCGUCUGAGGUACUAGAAGGGAAGCGACUGCUAACUUAUAUGAUGAUGGUGAUUUAUUUCAUUUUUUAUCCAUCUCAAUCUCAAUCUACUCUCCUCUUUCGAAUGGCAUUUUAGGUCUUGAGCCGUCGUAAAAAACCAGAAGAUGAAUGUUGAUGAAAGAUCGUCAUAAAUGGAUAGUGUGAAAUAUAUGAUUGUUUUUGUUAUAAUUUCUUGAUUGAACGGUCGUGAACUUGAUGUACAGUCGUGAUUGCAUCCCGUGCGCAAUUGUUCCUUGUUGAGCUCCUCACCUUGUUUUUUCGGUGACUUUUCUUGUUAUUGGCGUGACGCCUGGUGCCGUUCCGUACUCACUGUGUCGCUCUCGCCGCAUGAUCUAUAUGACCUCCACCUAGGGUAGUACUACUAAUAUUGUGAUGUGUCGACGUGGCGCCGCAGCUUCUACCACAACGCUAAGAUAACUACUUCUCGUCCUACAACAACGACCCUCCACGUCGUAUAGAUGAAUAAUUAUAGUACCACUUCUCAAGAACAUUGGCACUAGUAGAUUCUUUUUAGAUAUGCCACCGUCUUUCGCUUGCCUACAACGAAUAUAACUCUCUUUCUCCUGUUCAGUCUUUAGGGGCCUCAACUACAUUUAGAACUUCCACAACCUUCCCAGUAGAACAACUUCCCCCGACGAGACUAGACUGAGAACUACUUCAUAUUACAACAACUCGCUGCUUCUACUUCAUCUUACACAUCAUAGCUUGAGCUCGCAUCUGCAGAAUUUUCACGAAUACCAGGAGAGAAGUACUUAUAUAAGCUCAACAAGGAGGAAGACUGUCUCCGUUCGUGGUUUUCCUCCAUCUUGCCAUUUUUCCAUCUUCAGGCAGGGAUCUUGCUUUGAGUAUCUAGACCACUGCAGCACCUGCACAUCACAUGAUUUAUACAAAGAAACACAAAAAAAAAGUAAAAACUGCGAACAACAAGAAAAGCAAGGGGUGAAGGACGUAGGACCCGUAUCACAGCCCAUUCAUCAACAGUCAAAGUAUUGUUACAGAGGAGUUUGUGGAUAUGUUCCGAAGUGGGUGUAGUGGAUCAUAUUGAUAUUAAGUUUAGAGCUGAUUUUUUUUGCAUUGACUGUGUUUAACUCUAUGUUGUGUUUGAAUGACGUUGAGCAUACUCGUCCCUUAGUCACCAUAACAGAAAGGUCUCCUGCUCCGUGCUUCUGAUAAAGCAUUCUCUCUAAAAUUCAUCUUCAUCAUUUAGGCAGGUAGAUAGCUUCGAGUAGCGAAAUUCAUUAGAAGAAGGUCGGCACUUAUAGAUACAACAACUAGCAGGCCACGAGUGAUCUGUUGCUGUUUUUCGUCAGGCUCGCGCGUUUCUUCGGACGGACCUGAAAAAUAGACAUCAAACAACAUAACUUCCGAUAGAUAACUGACUUCAGGUAGUAUCUCAAGAGAAGAUAGAGUCUCAGAUUAUUCCUGUUGAUUGCUAUUGUUUUCAACAUCGAACUUGAGAUUAAUAUACUAACUUAUAUAAGCAUGUUCUUGAUCUUCGCGUUCUCAUGCUAUUAGAGCUAGUAGAAGUAGUUGAAAUAGUAGAAGAACGACUAAAAUGAAGAUUGUUUUCUUCGUCUUGCUUGUACCAGGGGAGACGCAUGUGCUCACUUUUAGUGUCAGCACGUUGUUUUCUCGUCAUUGACGACUUGACAAUUUUUAUGCUCAAAAUUCAUAUUGUCAUCAAUUUUAACUACCGCGAUGAUUAUUUUCUGGUUAUGAAGAGACUAAGCACGUCAUUUAGUUUGUGACGGCGACCGCAUCAUAAUAGGAAUCACUACACAAGAUACAUGUAUAUCGAACAGCAACAUACUUCUAUCUCACUCCGCCUCUACCUCACAUAAAAAUGGACAAAGCGCCGGCUUUUUUUCAGUUUGGAAAAGAAUAUCGUGUAUGAGCGCUGUGUACUACUAGCUUGGAAUAACAGGCCAUCUUGUGAAUAUUAUCACAUCUACAUAAUAUCAGUCCUCGAGGAAAGAGGUAACAGCUUCCUCGUAUCUUCGAUUUUGAUUCCACUUCUAUCCAUUCUCGUACAUGUCACAACAACAAGAAGAAAGUUGUAGCAUCACAAUAACAAAGUUGUAGCCCCUCACCCGCAGUGCAAAACUACCUAACCAGGGCUGUCUGGUAUUUUUGUAGUUAUUUUGCAUCCACAGCUAGUUCGGAUCAUUUCCCCGCUUCAUAUUCAGCAAUCGACAGUAUAUCUUAAUGUCGUGAGUCUUGUUCUGGUUCCGUUGACAAGAGACCCGACAAUAUUUACCGUUCGUUGCAACUAUUGAGCACAUAAUAUCAUAGCACCUGUUGCUGUCGUACCCGUACCCCUUAAGAAGGAUAUAUUCUUGUAUAGAAGUGCGCUACUUGCUGUCGCAUUCGAACCAUCAGGCAACACUAUUCACAAUUGUAGUGUUUCUAAGUACCCCCCUUGGGUUCUAUUUUUUUCCUCUCUGUCUUUCCUUCCAUAGUGAAUUAUUUGCUACAAAAGAGAUGAAGUUGUACUGAGACAAGGAUCUUUCUUGGCUUUCUAGGCGAGGAGCUUUUUACACAUGCAUUAACUUAGCCGCUUCAGUUCUGUCAAAUCUGCAUUCUGAGCGGGUGGUUGUGUGUAUUAAUUCUUCAACAACAGUCGAACAAGGCUUGAUUUAGUUAGCGCCUAUCCUUUAUGUGUCAGUCCAGCAACGACCUGGUCACCUUUCGUCUGGGUCUGGUCGGGCCUCGACAUGAAAACUUGAGCUUCUGGUGCUAGUUUUUAUCGUAAGAAGUAUUUUUGCUUUUGGUUCACCGUACUGAAUCCGGUGCAGAAGUUCUUUCAUAGAGUUACAAAAUCGCCUUGGACUUGGUGAGGGUGUGAUUCUCUGAUCGACUUCAUACAGGUUAAAUUGGGGCUGAUCUUGUUUAUUCUGUUAUUAAAAGCUGCAGGGGACAUUGGGAUUGUUGAUUCAAACGCUUGUGUUGUGCCCCACUGCAUUGACUGGGCGUGUUGGGAUUUCUGCGCUGACGGAGGGGACAAAAACUUUGUUGCUCCAUUGGGAAAAAAAAUGUAAUAUCUUUGAAUGCAUUGCUACACUUCUUUAUCUUGCUUCCUUGCGCGUGAUACUAUUAAUAAUUGUGGUGCAAACCACUCCUACUGCUAUGAUUAGGCAUCUUUAUCUUCGUCUUCUUCAUCAUCAUCUUCUUCUUAUUCGCUUCAUCUUCAUCUUCGUGACCAACAACAUGAUGCACAUUGAUUGUGUCCGUCCUCUUCGAGGCUAGUGGAGGCGAUUAUAGAGUAAGUAAGUAAUCAAGUCCUACACUACAUCUUUAGUUCUUCUUGUCACGGCACUCAUUUUUUUGAUUCCAGAUUACAUAUUUAUACGUAGAUACAUCCAUUCAUGGUUUCUUUUUCAGGUCGGAGCAAGUGGAAGAUCACUCAGACCGUGGUUUGUACCAGCACUUGCGCAGACGCGCGCACACAGAUCAACAUCAAGGGUCUGCUACUUCGAGCAGCGUUUUAUCAACAGGAGCUCUUCAGAGUCAGACUGGCGGCUCUUCUGCGAGUAAUGGCGACGGGCCUGCCGCAUCAAGCGGGUCUACCGUGGCCGCGCAGGCUCCGAACGACGAGGAAGAUAGGCAAGCCGGAGGGGAAGGCCGUAGUAGAGGUGCAUUCGCGACAAAUAAGGUGGAUGAUGGUGGAGCUGACGGACAAGAGCCAGAGACGGGAAAUGGUAGUGAAACUGUCCUCGCUGCACCGAACGAGGAAGCAGGCCUCCAACAUGAAGCAGGAGGGGCAGAGGAAGACGAUGACAAUAGAGAUGUAAAAAGAGCAAGUGAGAAUAGAGGAAAAGAUGAAACCUCUGCUGGUGUCGAUCACGAAAAAGCUGCUGAAGUACAGCCAGACCAGAGUGCUGCCGCUAGGACGACCAGCGAACUGGAGGAGCGAGGAGAGAAGCCGCAGGACGAUAAGAGUGCUUCAGCUGACGACGGGGAAGAGCCUGAAGACGAGGAUGAACAGGGCAACGAAGAUGUAGAUGAUGUGCCACCUGGUGGACGUGAGCCAGAAUCGCACACGCAAGACGAGGAUGCUGCCAGCGAUGGUGAGGAUGGGGGCCUAGCGAUGGCCAUGGCAGCAUCAGCUGUGGAUACAAACCCGGAGUCCCCCGCAAAUACUGGCCCUCAGAUGGUUUCCUAUCUUCAAAACGUUCCAAAAAAAUACGACGCGUGCUGCACCGUGAACCUUCUACUCGCGAACGACAUCAUGUUGAAGGUACGGAACCAGGCACCUCUGAGUUCGUUGCUACGUGGUUCGAAUGAAUGAAUGAAUUUAAAUUUUCUUUAUGUUCGAUUGAUUUUUUGUUGACUCAAUGAAACUGAAAGACCUAAAAUAUUUAUAAGACAGAAGUAUCUCAAACUCAUAAUAUCAUGUUGAUGCGGUAGCUACAAUUGAUUUAAGUUUUUAAACAUCUUCCAUAAUUCAAAUUCAUCAACUUCGAUUUCGAUUUCAUUUUCAACUUGAUGAUUCCGCACUACCAGGAUGAAGAAUUUCAAAAGCUUACUUGGGAAGCGGUGCGUGCGGAUCCCGAAGUGUUUCCUCCUGGAUGUCCGGAUUUAGACGAGGAAGCUGUUGAAAGAAUGUACAAGGACUGGGCUGACAAGGUUGUCGCAGGUGUUGUAGCUGCACAUACGCAGGAGAUGCGAAAGGCCGAAUACAGGGUAGUUGUACAUAACAGAAUUUUAUGUUACGAUGGAAAUGAAUUGGAGGAAUUUAUUACUGAUAGAAAAAGAUUGAACUUGAAGACAGAGUGAGUGUAGAAAGACGAAGAGCAAAAUGUUUACGUUUAUUAUGUAUGGUUUUGCUUUUUCUAGUUAGGUGCUCCACCACUUUUAUUAUAACAACUUAUGAACAACAGAAAAAGCGGUUCUACUAUUAUCAUCGGCGAUACCUGGAAGAAGAGCUGAGGAAAGGACUGGUUUUUGGGGCGUGGUCUAUCCCAGCACCGGCCGGACGAGAAGAGGGAGGCGACCUCAUUAUUCCCUACAAAGUGCUGUCGCCAAACUUGCAUCCUAGCAUUCGUCGCGUCUUAAGUUUCUUCACGGUCCCGCGAUCGAAGACAGCCAGAAAAAAUCUAGGGUACAACUGACUGACUACCUUUAUACUCUCGGUAGCUAGGACCGGGAGUGAUGCUCUUCGUUUAAAUCAUGAUCAUUUUUGUUGUAUUUGGAAUUUGUAUUAUUUAACUUUAUUUGGUAGGCCUAGACUUAAUACGCUUAAUAUACGAAAAGAAUAAAUGACAUCCAGGAGAAUAAAUGACUACCUCCGCAUCCCCGAAUCUAAGGUAUUCCUUCCUCUGUUUUCGAACUGGCGCUCUGAGAGACCGGUAUAAUGAGCUGAUGCGGGGCUGCCGACUUGUGUGCACAAGUUCGAAGGUUUUGCAGAUCUACGAUGGGCGGAUGCGGAAUUUGGCUGCACUAGAGGCAUACUUUUCGCGAGCGGGCAUGUCGGACUUUGAGCGGUGGCACUCAGCGAACGUCUUCUGGCUGAACCGAUCUCCGGAAGAGAUUGCCAGAACUCUAGACGUGAAUAUCACAAGCUGGAGACGGGACGCGCAUUCCAGUGAGGAGGACCGCAGAGGUGGCGACGGCAAAUCGGGACGCGAAGGGCGCUCUGGCGGAAAGGGCGGUGGCAACCGCGGAGGACCAUCAGGAGGGUACGACUAGAAGAACAUGAAGAAACUGUGUAGGUGUACGAAUGAUAUUAACGUGCUGAUUAACAAAAACCACUUAUGGUUUUGAUGACUUGUUUUGGUUGUGUGUUGAUUUAGAUCUAUAUUCUCGAUGGUACUUGAUCUUAAUUGUAAAUGUUCUUGUAAAUACUGUGAUAUAAUGAAAUUUGUCUUCUUAGCAAGCAAAUUAAUUAACGACAAUACAGGUUUCCCGCACAGAGGAGAGGACAAGAACGGAGGUGGUUGAGAAGUGGUGACGAUGGCUCUUCUUGGCGGGGAGGGGGACAGCGUCGUGCCUUCAGAGACGGCGACAGGGAGAACGAUCGCGACUACAACUACAGGAGCGGUGGUCCAAGUUACGACAACAACAGGAGCCGCGGGUCACCAAGUGGUGGUAGGAUGAAUGACCAGCGCCGCGAUGGAGGAGGCAGUCAAUACAACAAUAUGGGUCCUCCUCGAAGUGGCGGGGGAGCACCCUAUCACCAGGAUCCACGCUCGCCGCCGCCAUACAAUCAGGGGAGUCGCGGCUAUGACCCCCCCGGUGCUCCUCAUCAGCAUCCUUCGUCACGAUACAGUACAGACCGCGAACAAGGUCCCAACUACUCGAGAGGGCAGCGUGGUCAGCACGAUCAGUACGAUCCCUACAACAUGGUGCAGCAGCACGCUAGGACACGUGAUGGUCGCGACGACCAGUACCCGACACCACGAGGAAGUCCCGCUUCGUACGGAGGAUACUACCAGGAUAGCAGCCGCGGCAGCGGAGGACCCCGUGACCGCCCUCCGCGUGGAAGCGGCUACCCAAACUCUGGUGGCCAUGGAGGUCCAUCUCCGAUAUCAUAUGCUGAUGGCCGCUACCAGGCGGACGGCAGCAACGAGACCGGCGCGCGUUCUGCAUCCUCGCGUGGGCCGCCGCGUGGCAGGGGAAACGAUGGGCCACUGGAGCAGGGCCAACCAUUGUCCUCGCACGACUACGGAUACAACGAGGACCACUACGGGCGCAGAGGUCCAAUCGAUCGCUACAAUGACCAGGGUGGAUACAAUCAAGGAGGACCGGCUCCACCGUCGCAACGAGGAGGUGCAAGAGGCGGCCAGCCUUAUCGAGAUGGAAGAAUGCAGGAAGGAGACCGCGGCUACCAGAACAAUCACAGUUCCUCCUCCCGAGGCGGAGCAGCAUUGCAGCAGCACAACUCGAUCCCUCACCCUCGAGCAGAGUACAAUCACCGGAACUACAACGUGGACGGUGCUGGUCGUGGAGAUGGGGUCCAAGACGCUUCCGCAGGCCAGCACAUAUUUUCGCCACGCGACCAGCAAGACAGCUCACGGCGAGGCUCUUAUCCUCGAAGCGGAUACACCACAUCAAGCGGCGGAGCGGUCCCGGCUAGUCGAAACUACCAAUCCCAUCCUGGCUCGUCCGUCGUGGACCCGAGAGCAGGACGUCACGACGCUCAACAAAGACUGCAAGCGCGAGCAACCGGGGCUGAUCGUGGGUUCGGCGCACCAAGGGGAGCGGGAGUCCGAGGCAAGCCCAGCGGUUCCAGGUCCGGGGGAGCAGGUGGUUAUCCUGGCAGCAAUGAGCAGGCGCAUCGUUUUGCUCCGCCAGAAACAUCGGCACCUCAAUCAGGGAUGCUUUCCGAUAACCCAGAUAGCUACGAGCAAUACCAAGAUCAUCAAUACCAACAGCGUGUGGCGGGGAGAGGACACGGACAUGAAGCAGGGUCAUAUCAUCCGCGCGGAAACAACGUCAACGACACUGGUUGCUAUCCCUCGAGCGGCAACAGAUCUCACCAAAUAAAUUAUGCAGCACUGUCAAAUAACUACAAUGGCCAUACUGGAGCAACGCCGGGCGCAAUCGGACGACCUGGCUACGCAUCACCCGACGGAGGAGAGUACGGUGCUGCACCUCGACGAGAUCAGCAAGGUGCUUACCGAAGCGGCGGCUCGAGCAGUGAUAACGCGGACGGCGGUAGUAGACACCAGAUGAAGGGUGGUCAACAAUACCCGCGCGGUGGAGCUCGAGCGGGGCGAGGGGCAGGCGGAGCGUCGAUGCAGGGCUACAACCCAUCGCAACGAGGCGGAGGCCUGGAGAGUGGUUUCGGGGAACGGCGGCAAAACAAUGCAUACAACAGCGCGGGCGGGCAGUUUCGGCAACAGCAGGCUUAUCAAGCGGAUAGGUACAACUCACACGGCUCUCCUGACCAAUACCCAGUAGGCGGCAUUAUUGACUCUAGUCGAGGAGGUGGCAGUUAUUCGAGCGGCUCCCACCAGGACUCGCGCCGCGAUAGCAGAAGAGGUGUAGGACCAGAGACGCGCUUCGGACCACAGCACAGAGGAGGAGCCCACAACAAUAUCCACCAGAGCGGCGUAGCCAUGGACGGUGCACCUGGCGUCGUACCGAAAGGCAAAGAGCCGCUGACACCGGUGAGCCAAAGCUCAGAACAUCCGUUCAAGGGUCUCCGGCCUCUCGAGGACGGCGAGGUGAGUCCGUUGGCUGUCGCAGGUGGCGCCGCUACCUACAGCGGGUUUUUGCGCAAACCUGGCGGCACCAGCCCUUCGAAACAAGUAGAAGCAGGAGGUCGCUCUUCUGGAAAAUCUCCUUCCAGGAGAGUGUCAGGCGGCAGUGUGAGCAAGAGCGCCGGCGCUGGCAGCUCCACUUUGUGGACUUUGAACAACAGCACAGCAACCGCCUCAAGCAGCGGCGACGCGUCCAUGGGUUUGGGGCCCGCGAGUUCGCUUGGGUCCAUGGGCGGGCCGGGAGGAGAGACCCGGACGAUGGAGCAGCAAGGACCAGGAGGAGGACCCGCCCAACAAGCACAAAAUGAUUGGGAAGGACAUCAUGCAGGAGGAACAAUGCAGCGCCAGGGAACAAACGCACAGAGGAACAUCAAGUCCUAUAGCGGUGGUUCACCUGACCAAAAUCGUUUCGGGUACUAAGUCUUCCUUUAGUAUUAAAUCGAUCAUAUUGAAUUAUGGGUAUGUCCUUGAUUUGCUCCAAGAGAACUCAUUUUAUUAACUAGGGAAGUUGCUCCUUUGGACCUCACGUGGCAAAUAUAGUGGGCUAGGAAGUUCUUACUGCAGCAAGAUUUUUUUAGCUUCCUUGACUAUUUUGAAAACGAGAAAGAGAGAAGAAAAACACCCAAACCCUUUGAAAGGUUCAAAGAGUUGCAACGUCGAACGUGAGCGAGAAUAAGAAUGAGUGCUAUGCUUCGUCGCUGUUGCAUUUUCUUAAGAUGUGAAAGCCUCUACGCGUGUACAGUAAAGCGAGCCCAUACCUGGCGCAGCCCGCCAGAGUAGCAAGCCAAGCCACGAACCCGAGAGAACUCGCCGCUGCCGCUUCAGCCGCGAGCUCGAUUCGGCCCUGUCCUGCAUGAUUAGGACAAAUCAGCCUCGCGAACCCGAGCCGGGCCUCGCGAGCACGGCCCCUUGCGGGCCCGGCCCCGUGCGAGCCCAGCUCCGUGCGAGCCCGGCCCUGUGCGAGCCUGGGCCAUAACGUGCCCCGCCCCGCGCGACCCCAGCCGGCAUCGCCGGCUCCGUGCGAGCCCGAGCCGGCCCCGUAUCCCGGCCUUGCCCCGGGGAGCCCGAGCCGGCUCUGGCGAGCCCGAGCCGACCCCGCGAGCCCGGCCGCGAGCGCACCCCCCCCGCGCGCGUUACGCGCGCGCGCAUGUAACGCGCGCGCGCCUUAUUUCGCGCGUAACGCGUUAUAACGCGCGCGCGUAGCGCGCGCGCGCGUUACAGUUUUCACACCUUAAAAAGAUGAAAAAUUUCAGCUUAAUAAUAGAUUGCUCGGGAAUUUUUCUUGCAGACUUUGACAAUAUUUUUUUUUUCUUUGGCUCCUCGAUAUAUUUUUUUGUUUAGAAAGAAAGAUGUAACGACUUGGUGGUCUUCUUCGGUUCAAAGUCAUUUUUUGAUUUCCGCUUUUCAUCCAGGUCCGAAGAAUCGCGAGGCGGACGGUCGACUUGA
Molecule: messenger RNA, 9896 nt
Organism: Amoebophrya sp. A25
Lineage: Eukaryota; Dinophyceae; Syndiniales; Amoebophryaceae
Source: the annotation of a GenBank genome assembly